Messenger RNA from Rotaria sp. Silwood2, 510 nucleotides. The record is from the annotation of a GenBank genome assembly. Lineage: Eukaryota; Metazoa; Rotifera; Eurotatoria; Philodinida; Philodinidae.
AUGGGAACCAGAUGUUUAAAUGCUAUUCCAGCAGCUGAGUUUGUUGAUUCUCAACCUAAAUCAACAAAUCGUUUUAUAAGUGUUUUUGUUUAUCAUUCAACAUCUCGUACUCUUCAUGUUGAUGAUACAAUAAUGUAUGCUGAAAAGUCUAGUUUUUUACUUAAAUUAUUUGGUUAUAAAGAUGAUGCAAUGGGAUUUCUUCCAUCAAUUAAAAGUUCUGGUCUUUAUCUAACAAGUGAUGUACCAUAUUUAUUUCGUGAUUGGAUGCGUAAAUUGCUACACAAUUGGCCUUUUGAAAAUAUUUGUUGUGCAUAUUUGGGUGUUAAAAUGGGUGAAGCACAUGCUGAUGUUACUACAUUACUUAAUAAUGCUGAACCUUUAUUUGCUAAACUUAGUGAGAAAGAUCGAAAAAAAAAUCCUAGAGACGAAAUAUCACCUAGUAAUCAUUCGAAUAUGAAUGUUAGUGGUAAUGAAUGUGGAUCAUUAUACGUAUCUCUGGUUUUUCUGUAA